AACGGUUCGUAUUCGAAAAUUUUAGCGCGUACUUUCAGUGAUUGUGUUUACAGUGCCUACUCGUACAUAUAUUGAGCUGAAAUUUUCGUCAAUUCAAUUUUGUGAUUUAUUUCGUUCAUUACUGCUUUGAAUAUUAUUUUUUUCGCAUUAUUUUUGUUUUCGGUUGUGAGUCGGCUUUAGGUAGUUAAAAGUUUAGCGCGCCUGAGUGUGACAACCACGAAUUUCGUGGCUAGUUCACCGUACGUUUUUUAUAUAUGUAUGUAUAUGUGUAUGUAAAAUUUUCCCAGAUUUGCACAGACGGCGGCGUAAGAUUUUCACGUCAGUCGCUGAAGUCAUUUCGUUUGCGAAAAUGUGCGCGUUCGCGUCAAAACAUUUCAUCAGCUGAAAAGUUGCACUCCUCAUGUUUACAUAGAAUAAAUAUAAUAAAUAUAAUUUUGUAAAAUAUAGUAUGCGUAUAUAUAUAAUAUAUAAACGAACAAACCACCGCGCACAGUAGUGUAAUCUAUUAGAAAAUCGUGAAGAAAAUAAAAUAAAUUGAGAAUUAAAAUCUUCUCUAAAGCAACAAAGAUUUGUACAGAAAAAAAGAAAGAAAUUCAGUGGUCCUAUACACACACACAUAAAUUUAAAAUCAACUCUUGAAGUUUUAGGUAUAACAAAGUAGUAAAUUACUUGCUUUAAAAAAAAAAUAAAAAAACAAACGCACACCAAAUCCACCAAACACUUUGCAAUAAAUUAUUAGGGUGUUUAUUUUGAACUUGAAUGAGCCCAAUGAGUGGCCUACGGCAGCAAUUAAAGAUGUUGGGUACAGCAUUGCUGGGAAAGCGCACCACAAAGUCUGUCAAAAAGAAACCAUUCACUGAAGUGGAAUUAAGAGAUUUGCGAACUGCAUUCGAUCUCUUAGACAGAAAUCGGGAUGGUCGCGUCACCGCAAAUGAGUUGCAAUUUAUGUUGAAAAAUCUUGGCAUAAAUGUGCGAGACGAAAUCAUACACGACCUCAUACGAGAAGCAAGUCAUUCGGGAAAUGGGUUAAUAAACGAAGCUGAAUUCCUGCAAUGGGUCGGACGAAUUCAGGCGUUGCGCGAUGAACAGCAACAGCAACAACAACAGCAGGAAGAGAAUGCAAGUAAACCAGAGGAAAACGAUGAUGUCACCGAAGAUUUAAUCGCCGCAUUUAGGGUAUUUGAUCGUGACGGCAAUGGUUUCAUUACCCGCGACGAGCUGCAAACCGCCAUGGAAAUGAUUGGAGAACCCCUCUCAGAAGUACAACUCACACAAUUAUUGGCCAUAGCCGAUUUGGAUCAAGACGGCCGAAUUAAUUACGAGGAAUUUACGAGACUUUUACUUUAAAGUGCUGAACGCCCAUAAAACUGAGCAUAGUUACAAAUAUGUAUUAGUGAAGCAACAACAAACCAACUACAAAAGCAACAACAAAACUAUGCAAACUUUAUAUACAAUAUACUCGAGUUAAAUGAAAAUAAUAUAAGCACACAUAAAUAAAUAUAUAUAUGUCAAAAAUCAAACUCUGUCUAAAUGAAAACAAUGAGUAAAAAUCAUGUUUUGUAAGUUUGUCGGCGCUUAUCUGCUAACCUGCACACGCGACCGCUGCUACAGCUGGAGAAUAAAUGAACAAAGCUGUUGUGGGGAGUCCAAGAAAGAAAGUCAAACAAAAAAAUAGUUUUUUUAGUUAUUAGGUUGUUAAUUUAAAUCAUUCAUUUAUUUAUAGUUUCACACAAUUAAAUACGCAUACAUAUA
Messenger RNA from Anastrepha obliqua, 1752 nucleotides. It is a transcript of the gene Eip63F-1, whose product is annotated as calcium-binding protein E63-1. Bases 760 to 1347 code for a protein of 195 amino acids. Lineage: Eukaryota; Metazoa; Arthropoda; Insecta; Diptera; Tephritidae. The record is from RefSeq and is a predicted model, not a curated record. Gene Ontology annotation, molecular function: enzyme regulator activity; calcium ion binding. The transcript is spliced from 7 exons.